Orussus abietinus is the source of this 1538-nucleotide messenger RNA. RefSeq names its product venom serine protease 34. NCBI's taxonomy places the organism in Eukaryota, Metazoa, Arthropoda, Insecta, Hymenoptera, Orussidae. The transcript has 8 exons. The record is from RefSeq and is a predicted model, not a curated record. The coding region runs from base 99 to 1286 and encodes 395 amino acids. Gene Ontology annotation, molecular function: serine-type endopeptidase activity. Gene Ontology annotation, biological process: proteolysis.
GUUAUCAAUCGGUGCGCGGUUAGGAGCGCCUAUAUAGGCCCGCGAGGACGCUGCCUUCCUUAGUUCUUCGCCCGGGAAGGAGUCGGCUCUUCCCCGAGAUGUUGCGUGUCCAGGUGGUACCAGGCUUCCUGGCCACGGUCCUCCUGGCUCUGUUGGGAGUCGCGGACGCCAUCGACACCGACUGCGAUUACUACCAGAGGUUGGAACUCGGCAAGACGUACUACGUCUUCAAUCCUGACUAUCCUGACAACUACUCGGGCCCGAAAUCCUGCAGAUGGAGGGUCACGAGUCCAACGCGAGUUCGACUGAGCUGCCAGGAGUUCGAGUUACCGGCUACCCGCGACUGCAGCGGUGACCGGUUCACGGUGGAGAUCCCGGGCUCGGAGGACCACCAUUACUGCGGUCGAGGAAAUUUCGCCCUGGAGUCUAUGGGGCCCGGCCUGGCGGUGCUCCUGAGGAUCGUGUCCGGGUCACCUGGGGGUCGGUUCCUCUGCACCCUGCAGGCCACGCAGGACGACGGGGAGAACUGCGAGUGCGGCUGGACGAAACAGACGAAGAUCGUCGGGGGAGAACAGACCGGCGUGAACGAGUACCCGAUGAUGGCCGGCAUGGUGAACUCGGUGCAGCGGCUUCUAUACUGCGGAGCGACCAUCAUCUCCAACAGGCACGUCAUCACGGCGGCGCACUGCGUCGCUGGAAGACCCUUCAACCAGCUGGCCGUCCUGGUGGGUGAUCACGACCUAACGACCGGAGCCGAAACGAACGCCUCGAAGUUGCUGAGGGUGGCCAGCUACCUGGUGCACCCCGAGUACCAAAGCGCCUCGCUGGCGAACGACAUCGCCGUCGUGACCGUGGCCGAGAACAUCGUCUUCAGUAACGAGGUCGGACCCGCCUGCCUCCCGUUCCACCACAAAUCGGACUCUUUCGGCGGCUCCAAGGUCGUCGUGCUGGGCUGGGGCACCACGGAGUUCGCGGGGGCGUCCUCGAACACUCUGCAGAAGGUAAUCCUGAACGUGACCUCGCUGCCGGUUUGUAGGAGAGACUUCCAGGAGGUCACCAGCAACCAGAUCUGCACGUACUCGUCGGGGAAGGACUCUUGCCAGUUUGACAGCGGCGGCCCGGUGCUGUGGCAGGACCCUAGCUCAAUGAGGAUGGUCAGCGUGGGAAUUAUCAGCUAUGGAGGUAUCUGCGCCUCCGAGAAGCCGGGGGUCAACACUAGGGUCGGCGCUUAUCUCGAUUGGAUCUUAUCGGUGACACCUGGGAUGGAAUACUGCAGAGCGGAAUGAUCGCAGCGGAUCCGGACACUGAAAGACACGACCAUCGAUCGCCACGUGUGCGUUCACGGAUACAUCUGUGUGUGGAUGCUGAGGACAAAUGCGCUUUCCGCCCUUGCUGUGCCGAUUCCGCUCGCGGGUAAAUCACGUAAACGAGACAACGUUCAAUCCGACGUCGCUUAAACGCACCGUAAAUGGGGGAAAUGGACGCGACAAUGAAACAUGGACAUUGCUUGUUUAAUAAUAAGUGUUGACAAUCCGUUA